AUGUCAAACAAGAAAUCGGUCGUUUACUACUUUCAUCCGGAGGUUGGAAACUUUCACUAUGGUAUGUGCGGCUGAAUAAAUUUCCUCUUUUUCCUAUUCGAAAGAAGUUUAUUACGUUCUGAGUUUUUUUCCUCCCUACGCCAAGUUUUUUUGAUGAGAACUGCUUCUCGCAGACUUUCUUCCAACGAGUCAACCAAAAAAUUCUCAAAAAUCGAGAAACUAACUUGCUUGGCUCCUAAUUGAGAAAACAAAAUUCCACUCAGGACCCAAAAUUCUGCACCUUCGUGAGAAUCUGUUUGUGUAAAGAUCGCGAAAAAUAUCCGCUUCGGAAACUUUGGUUAUUUCCCGUGCAGGCCGCCACCAUCCGAUGAAGCCGCAACGACUUCAGGCUCUCAACAACCUCAUCAUCUCUUACAACAUCCACAAGAAAAUGAAGGUGGUGGAACUGCCGCGACUUGGCGCCGAAGAGUUGAUGUGAGUCGGGCGACGAUGUCUACUGAUCCUCGGGUUAUUCAGGCGAUUCCACUCCGAAGACUACGUCAACUUCUUGCAGAAGGUCUCUCCGGCCACUUUCUCGACCUGGGAGUCCGAAAUGCCUAAGUACAACAUCGGCGAGGACUGGUUCGUGUAUUUUCGUGUUUCACUAACUUAUUGAGAUCGAAAUGCAUUUUCAGUCCGAUAUUCGAAGGAAUGUUCGACUACUGCUCGCUGUACUCAGGCGGCUCGGUAGAAGGCGCGCGACGGCUCAACCACAAACUCUGCGACAUCGUCAUUAACUGGGCCGGGGGCCUGCACCACGCCAAAAAAGUGAGACGAUCAGCAGCUGCACCUGAAUCAAUGUCAUCAAGCUACCCCGCUUGCCAAGGAUUCGGUGUUGAGUCUGAAGCACCAUCAACUUUUGGUGCAGACUGUUACCUUGUUUAAAUUUAGAAUAAAAAGAAAUAAUUCUGCUUUGCAGUCUGAGGCAAGUGGUUUCUGUUACGUCAACGACAUCGUGUUAGCCAUUCUUGAGUUGCUCAAGUAUCACAAACGGUAACGUUGUUCUCGCGAAGGAAUUGGGAAAACGUCUUGCUUAGGGUUCUUUACAUCGACAUCGACAUACACCACGGAGACGGCGUUCAAGAGGCCUUCAAUAACACCGACAGAGUCAGUCAUUCGCUCCUUUUCGAAUCUCUCAAUAUCUCAUCUCCAUGAAACAGGUGAUGACGGUGUCUUUCCAUCGCUACGGCAACUUCUUCCCCGGCACAGGCAGUCUUUACGACCUCGGCUUCGACAAAGGGAAGUACUUUGCGGUCAAUGUCCCCUUCGCAGAAGGCAUCGAGGACGAUUGUGAGUGGACCUUCUACCUCAGAAAAUUGAACGGCGGUCUUUGCAGCUUACCUGCGCACCUUCAAGCCGGUCAUCAGCGCCGUAAUGGAGAACUACCAGCCGGAAGCUAUCGUGCUGCAGUGUGGUGCAGAUUCGCUCUGUGGCGAUCGUCUCGGCUCGUUCAGCUUGUCGUUGGUUUUCUUCAGUUUUCUGGAGGAAUUCUGGCCCACUCAGGUUCCAAGGACACGCCGAGUGCGUCGCCUGGGUCAAAAAGUUUAACAUCCCCAUGUUGGUGGUUGGCGGCGGCGGCUACACUCUUCGGAACGUCGCGCGGUGUUGGACAAACGAGACUGGCGUUCUUCUCGACUACACCGUCCCCAACACGAUUCCUGAAACUGCCGGUCAGCCGCCGACGCCCUUCCAAAUCGUCUCGUUUUCAGAAUACUACAACUAUUUCGCUCCAGACUACAUUCUCCGACCCAACGUUCCGAAAAAGUUCCCCAACGCAAAUUCAGAAGAGGCAAGUUUUUUUUAAUCAUAAAGUAUCUCAAACGCGCACUUCUCUUCCGAUUUUUCAACUUUUUAAUUUCAUUUUUGUUCAUCCGAAAUUCGAUAAAUUCAAUUUUCAAACUGAAAAGUUGCGAUAUCGUGAGGUUAAAUUGAAUCAAACAACUUCAAAAUAAAGUGAGUGAAAAUGAACAGAGCGCCGAAUCAACAUAGUCCCCAUAUGUCGUCCUCUAAUGGUUUCUUGACCGUUCCAGUUUUUAAUUUUCAGUAUCUUGACAAGUUGAGAAUCGAAAUCAUCGAAAAUUUAAGACAGGUGAGUACUUGCCAACUGAAUUUUCGACAAAUGUUUUUUCUGAAGGUGAAAGGCGCGCCGUCAGUUCAAAUGUGCGAAAUUCCUGGAAGCGCAGCGCAAGAACUGGAGAGUCUGACGAACGACGAGAUCGACGACGAGUUAAGAAAAGUCGACGCGCAUUUGCGGGAACUUGGCGAAGAUCCAAACGGUCCCCAAGUGUAUCUUCCCAAACGAAUCCGCUAA
Caenorhabditis auriculariae is the source of this 2350-nucleotide messenger RNA. Lineage: Eukaryota; Metazoa; Nematoda; Chromadorea; Rhabditida; Rhabditidae. The record is from the annotation of a GenBank genome assembly.